UGCCCAGAUGAAUUCAGUAUCAUAACUCAAAAGCCUUUGCAGUAGCAGUACAACAGCCAUAGUAGCGCAAUCACUAAAUUAUUACCAGCAAACAUCCGAAACAAUCAAUUCAAUAUGAAGACAAUCGUACUUUUCGCUGGACUCAUCUGUGCUUUCUGCCUCUUCCAUGCCACCAAUGCAGCGCCAGCUGAUACAACUGCUCUGGAGCUAGAGCCGGAAUUCGACCAAUUGGCCGUACUGAAUGAGGAGUCUGUGUCUGAGUUAAGUCGUCAAAAGCGCGCCACAUGCGAUCUACUUAGUGGCACUGGCGCUAAUCACAGCGCUUGUGCGGCCCAUUGCAUACUUCGCGGCAAUCGUGGCGGUUAUUGCAACGGUCGCGCUGUUUGCGUCUGUCGUAACUGAGAAGAACAAGGAGAAACUUAAAACAGUGAGAGAAAGUUGUGGAUACGCUUAUUUUUUUUUUUUAGGAUAAAACUCGAAUUUUAGUAUAUUUAAACCCAUUUAUAAUACUUAAAUCGUGAAAAUAUGUAUACUAGGAUAUACGUCUAAUGAAAAUAUUAAAAUUAUGAUAAUAAAUAUACAGUUAUAUAUUCUAUUGCAUGGCCAAAAUA
Messenger RNA from Rhagoletis zephyria (snowberry fruit fly), 611 nucleotides. Its product is annotated as sapecin-like. Gene Ontology annotation, biological process: defense response to bacterium; humoral immune response. NCBI's taxonomy places the organism in Eukaryota, Metazoa, Arthropoda, Insecta, Diptera, Tephritidae. The record is from RefSeq and is a predicted model, not a curated record.